This is a messenger RNA of Lodderomyces pseudojiufengensis, 468 nucleotides long. RefSeq names its product 40S ribosomal protein uS17. Gene Ontology annotation, cellular component: cytosolic small ribosomal subunit; ribosome. The record is from RefSeq and is a predicted model, not a curated record. The transcript has 2 exons. Lineage: Eukaryota; Fungi; Ascomycota; Pichiomycetes; Serinales; Debaryomycetaceae. Bases 1 to 468 code for a protein of 155 amino acids. Gene Ontology annotation, molecular function: structural constituent of ribosome. Gene Ontology annotation, biological process: translation.
AUGGCAACCGAAUUAACUGUUCAAUCAGAAAGAGCUUUCCAAAAGCAACCACAUAUUUUCACCAACCCAAAAGCUAAAGCCAACAGAAAAACCAAAAGAUGGUAUAAAGAUGUCGGUUUAGGAUUCAAAACCCCAAAAGCCGCUAUUGAAGGUUCAUAUAUUGAUAAAAAAUGUCCAUUUGUAGGAACUGUAUCAAUUAGAGGUAAAAUUUUAACAGGUACUGUUGUAUCAACUAAAAUGCAUAGAACUAUUAUUAUCAGAAGAGAUUAUUUACAUUAUGUUCCAAAAUAUAAUAGAUACGAAAAAAGACAUAAAAAUGUUGCUGCUCAUGUUUCACCAGCUUUCAGAGUUCAAGAAGGUGAUGUUGUCACAGUUGGUCAAUGUAGACCAAUUUCAAAAACUAUAAGAUUCAAUGUUUUAAAAGUUGCAGCAACCGCUUCAAAAUCAAAAGGUUUUUUCAAAUUUUAA